Molecule: messenger RNA, 1188 nt
Organism: Trypanosoma brucei brucei TREU927
Lineage: Eukaryota; Euglenozoa; Kinetoplastea; Trypanosomatida; Trypanosomatidae
Exons: 1
Coding region: 1-1188 (395 amino acids)
Source: RefSeq, a predicted model, not a curated record
AUGAGGAGUUACAUCGUGUUUGUUGCGGUGGUAACGCUGCAACAUAUCUGCGUCAAUUCAAAGGCGCAUGAAAACAACAUUGUGAAUGGAAAGGAAUUCGAAGCGCUGUGUGGUUUUGUAAAUCUUGCGCUGGAUACACAAACACCGGAGGAUCUGGAGCGCAAGGUUAAGGAAACAGAAGACGAAAUUCAGGGAGAGGCCGAAGCGCCCGAAGAAAAUGUUAAAAAACUUGAGGAACUUAAACUAAAAGCGAAAACAUAUAAGGAAGAGAACGGUGAUUUAUGGAACGGCCGGGCCUUAUCAGCUAUCAGAAAAAAUUUAACAGAAGCGCUGUACGGCAACGGUCAUAAACAGGUGGUGGUCGGGCGCACGCGGGGUGGGAGGUCGGAGUUAUGUGGAAGAGCUGGCGGCCAGCCCGGAAAUAAAGCGGGUGAUGCGCUGGCGCUUGAUUUACUGUGCAUCUGUGCAGCAUCCAGCGAAGGCAAAGGCGGCAGCGCGGUUUGCUGUGAUGGAUGCAACACCACUUAUGUAGGAUCAUGGGUACCCCAGAGAAAUUCUCCUGAUCACUGGAAUUUGCUCCAUCCCAAGUGCAGCAACGUGAGGAGAGAGAAAACUCGGCCGCUUCAAGCGCUCUCAGAGGCGGUCGCUUUCUUCCUUGGCGAACUCCAGGAAAUACCGGACUCUUCAUCGGAUUCACGAAACUUACUGGGCGCGCGCGGCGCCGACUUACACAACGGCUGCGACGGAAGCACCGAGGUUGGCCAUGGCCGAUGCGUAAUAUAUCUCCCAAGACACGUCAAUGAAAGCACGCCAACAAUUUCGUGGUAUCUAAAGUUGCGAGAAGCUGCAACCAGAAUGGAAGAACUGAUCCAAGCCGAGGAGUACCUCGUGAAGAUUCAAAACCAAGUAAACGAAUUGAAGAGGGGGGCACGACCUGUCCCAAACAAUUCAAGCGAAAAAGAAAAGGACGAAUCCAAUAAUACUGAUAAUGGACUGGAGGGGAAAAAACCGACUACGUCCUCUAAAAGAGGAUGCUCUGGUUUCGAAAGCAAGGUAACUUGCCUGGAACAGAAGCCGCGGUGCGAAUGGAAUGGGAGCGAAUGCGUGACUUCCAUACGAAGAUUAUUCACCUCCAGCGGUGUAAACCGCCUCCCAGAACCACUUAAGUUAUUUUUUCUAGUUUUUUAA